AUGGGAGAUUCUCAGCAUCCCGUCUCGGAGGUCACUUCUGCACCUAUUCCUCCGCUACCGCCGCAGAGCUUCGGAGAGCCCAUUCCUGCAUUUAAUGCAGCGCAGUUUAACCCGUUUGAGCCGACGUUUCCCACGGGUUAUGAUUUCACGGGAGAUCCUUAUUGGCUAGCCUCGGGCUACAACUCUCUCCAGCAGGAGAACACUUUUGGAGGUCCCUGGGCUACGGGACCAUCGACUUUUGGUUUCCCACCACAGGGAUACCAGCAGCCACAGCCACAACAGUAUCAGCCUCCACAGCCACCACAGUACCAGCCACCGCCGCCGGCGCCUAUGAUGUCGCCGCCACAGGUCCAAGAGAUCCUGCAAGGGAUCAAUGAUGUGCGGCGUGAGCUGAGACAUGAGAUGAGAGAAGAUCGCCGCCAUAACCGCGGGAUGUUCAAGAAAAUGGUGGAUUUGAUAAAGGGUAAGGGUAAGAAGGAUUAUUGA
Messenger RNA from Helianthus annuus (common sunflower), 486 nucleotides. RefSeq names its product extensin-like. The record is from RefSeq and is a predicted model, not a curated record. The transcript has a single exon. The coding region runs from base 1 to 486 and encodes 161 amino acids. Lineage: Eukaryota; Viridiplantae; Streptophyta; Magnoliopsida; Asterales; Asteraceae.